AUGAGGACUUUUGGCCUUUUUUUGCUGUUACUCCAUCUCGCCUCCGCCGACGACAACAGCGAUGGAAGGGGUCUGGAUUCGGACCGAACGGUAAAACAUGUCGAGAAAAACAAUGACAUUGUUGUGUCCAACAACUUGGAGACCCGUUCUCGACUCAUCCUGCUCAAUGGGAAUAUGCAUUUCCGCGCCGGGAUUCGGCGAAACAUCACGUUUGAUGUUGGUGAUGAUGGUGGUAUCUUCUUCCACAAUUUGAAUAUCUUGGAUAUUCCGAGUAGAGUAAGUGUUUAA
This is a messenger RNA of Bursaphelenchus xylophilus (pine wood nematode), 288 nucleotides long. The record is from the annotation of a GenBank genome assembly. NCBI's taxonomy places the organism in Eukaryota, Metazoa, Nematoda, Chromadorea, Rhabditida, Aphelenchoididae.